This is a messenger RNA of Carassius auratus (goldfish), 1183 nucleotides long. RefSeq names its product protein S100-A1-like. Bases 400 to 819 code for a protein of 139 amino acids. The transcript is spliced from 3 exons. The record is from RefSeq and is a predicted model, not a curated record. Gene Ontology annotation, molecular function: transition metal ion binding; calcium ion binding; calcium-dependent protein binding. Lineage: Eukaryota; Metazoa; Chordata; Actinopteri; Cypriniformes; Cyprinidae. Gene Ontology annotation, cellular component: cytoplasm.
GCAAUGAAGUCCACUACAUGUACAUUUUAUACAUUUUGUUCAAAUUUAUCCAUUCAUAUCUUGUUGAUGCAUGUAGUCGCGUAUAUAUAUAUAUUCAUGAUUCACAAACUGAGUUAACUGAGUGUCGAUCAAUAAAACCAAACAUCGAUUACGUGGCUUGUUUUAAUUUGCUCAAGUUACCGUCUUACUCAGAGAGCUUUCUCUCUUUCAAUUAAGACGAUCAACAUCACAUUUAUCCCUUUAUAUAACACUGUUUUCAUGUUUAUUCUUGCAUCGUGAAUGUGUAAACAGAGAGGACAAGAGGUGGGAAAUAGGUGGACAGAGACAAAUGAAGGAUGGAUGGAGGAAGGGAGGAGGAGUGUAAGGUAUGAUGGGAGGAGGACCAAGUAGGUAUAUAAGAUGCUGGCCAUCGCCUCCAGUCUUCACCAGCAUUCAUCUCUCCUCAAGGAACAGAAGAGCAACAACCUUCUAACAACAAGAAUGUCUGUUCUAAACUCAGAGAAUGCCUCCACUCUGGAGAACGCCAUGCAGCUGAUGAUCCAGACGUUCCACAAGUACUCUGGAAAUGAGGGCGACAAAUACACCCUCAGCAGGCAGGAACUCAAAGAGAUGCUAUCGCAGGAGCUGGGCAACUACCUUGGGAGUGCACAGGAUAAGGAUGCAGUCGAUAAAGUUAUGGGAGACCUGGAUUCAAACAACGACGGUGAGGUGGACUUCACAGAGUUUGUCAUCCUCGUUGGUGCCCUCACUGUCGCCUGCAACGACUUCUUCCUUGAGUAUCAUGAAAAGGAUGGAAAGAAGGUUGAAAAGAAAGAGUAGAGCUGCAUUUCUCCGAACAAAAGCCAACACAUGACCAGCGAAUGAUGAUGAGGGGGAAAUGAGGGGAGGGGAAUAUAUGUGUGUGUGUGUGUGUGUGUGUGUGUAUGAAUCUUCCUUACUGAUACUUCAAAAGUUUCACAUCAUCUCUGCUUCCACAUCCUGCAUCCAUGCAAUCCUGGGUACACAAAAUGUUCCAUGAGGCAUAACAGGUUUCCAACCCCUGAACCUAUUAGACGCAUUACAAAUUGUAAAUUGUGACAUGGUUUUUGUUGAAUAUGUGAAUAUGUGUUUCUUCCUUUCUUUUGUUAUUUUUAACAAUUGGAGUUAAUUGUUAAUUUUAAAAUUAUCUCUCCAUAAUAAUAAA